Carlito syrichta (Philippine tarsier) is the source of this 525-nucleotide messenger RNA. RefSeq names its product putative ankyrin repeat domain-containing protein 20A5. The transcript is spliced from 3 exons. Gene Ontology annotation, molecular function: protein binding. The annotation marks the transcript as partial. Lineage: Eukaryota; Metazoa; Chordata; Mammalia; Primates; Tarsiidae. The record is from RefSeq and is a predicted model, not a curated record.
AUGUUGAAGUUCCUCCGCUUCGUAGAGGACCUCAACGGUCGCUGGCGCAGGUUCUCCGGGGGCGCCGAGAGCGAGAUGGACCCCAAGAGCGUCUACUCCAAGCAUGCCUACCGCAUCCGGAAGGGAGACUUGCCGCGGCUGCACAUACCUGCCUUCGCUGGGGACGUGCCGGAAAUGGAGCGCGUCCUCCUGACGGGGAAGUACUUGCUGAACUCGCGGGACAGUGAGAACAGGACUGCUCUGCAUGUGGCCAGUGCCUGUGGCCGUCGAGAAGUGGUCAUUUUCCUGACAGAAGAGAAACAAUGCCAGCUUAAUGUCUGUGACAAUGACUACAAAACACCUCUGAUAGCAGCUGUCCAAUGCCAGGAAGAGGAAUGUGCAACUAUUCUGCUAGAAUGUGGUGCCGAUCCAAACCCUGUGGAUAUCCAUGGCAACACUGCUCUGCACUAUGCUGCCUAUCAUCAGAAUAUCUCAAUGGCUGAAAAACUGCUAUCAGGCAAUGCAGAUAUUGAAGCAACAAACAAG